Molecule: messenger RNA, 1054 nt
Organism: Thermothielavioides terrestris NRRL 8126
Lineage: Eukaryota; Fungi; Ascomycota; Sordariomycetes; Sordariales; Chaetomiaceae
Exons: 3
Coding region: 378-923 (181 amino acids)
Biological process (GO): tetrahydrobiopterin biosynthetic process
Molecular function (GO): 4-alpha-hydroxytetrahydrobiopterin dehydratase activity
Source: RefSeq, a predicted model, not a curated record
AUAACCAACAAUACUCCAUAGGUACGAUACACAACACGUUUCAAGCCUCCACAUCAGCUUCGGGCUUUGGAUACAUUACACGUAAUUACGACUCUUGCUUGCUGUCUGCUGCGGUAUUGAGAUGUAUUCCAUACUCCGUGCGUCUGGUGAGCGCACAGUUAAACGAAUCGUCUGAAUCGCGAGCCCAUCCAGAUCCAACAAUGCGGCCAUCUCUCCUUCCCAGGCGGAAGCUAGCUUCAUUAACCACUCUUUGCCCGAAGCAGCCAACCAGACAUUUUGUCCCCAUACCCAACAUCCACCGCCGCCAACAUCAGUGUCAGCCAUAUACCCGCCUUCUCACGACAACGACGACGACCACUCCCCUGCGAAGCAUCAACAUGAGCAGCAGCCCACAGCCCCGGUUCUCAGCCGGCUCCGACCCAGCCGCCCUGGAAGCCUCGCUCUCUCCGCUGCUCACAAGCAACGGUGGGCGCUGGACACUGGCCGCCGGCGGCGAGGCGCUUGAGCGCGAGUUCAAGUUCAAGACGUUUGCCAAGACGUGGGACUUUAUGACGGCGGUCUCUUUGCAGUGCAAGCUGAAGAACCACCACCCGGAGUGGUCGAACGUAUUCAACACCACCUUCAUCCGCUGGACGACCCACCAGCCCAGGGGGCUCUCGGCCAAGGACGUCGAGCUGGCAGCGGUGUGCGACGCGCUGGCCGCCGACUUUGGCGAGGUGGUCGAUCAGCCGCAGCAGCCACAGCCACAGCAGCAGGAGAAGAAGCAGCAGCAGAAGCAGCAGGAGGGAGAAAAGGGAGAACAACAGCAGCAUCAGCAAGGAGCGCAGCAGACAGCCGCCCCUUCCUCGUCGUCGUGUGCGAUGGCCGGGCUGGCUGACCGGGCGGCGGGUUCCGCGGGUGAGUGUUGCGUGCCGAGGAAGUGAAUUCUCAAAAGGGGGGCAGACACAUGCGAAAGAUGAAAUGGGUGGGGCUUUUGAGGCAGUUGAUCAGGGCCGGAGGCAAAAGAGUAAUAACCAAGCUAAGGAUGAGGAGGAGGCGCAGGAGUGUAUGCAAA